UGCUCUUUUCAAAACCGGUUAACCAGUUUGUUUUGCUUUGCGUGUUGGUACCCUAGAACUGCAGCGACCGGUUAAGUACCCUAUCAGUCUGUCGAAGCAACGAAAGUGAAACCGCAUGGCAGUGCGUCGGAAAUGUGUGGUGUUUUCGGCGACGUGAUCAGAAAUGGACGUCUCGACACAAACAUGCCUGUCACCGUACGUUUGGAAGAUGAUCUGCGAGACGGGAAUGUCGAUAGAUCUCGAAAACAUUCUUACAAAGGCCCUUACCAUUGACACGGUGCGGCUGAGAAGCGUUUUGGACCUUUGUGAAGUCAUGCAAAGCAACGAGGCAUGGCACUCAAGGACAUUGGAGGUUCUGUCACCAUCAAUCCAUCACAUCGGAACAGUCUACGCAGAACUGUCUAACGAUGAAUUUCAGGUCAACGCAAUCAUAGUUUCCUCAUGGACGGGUGCAGAGAAGGACAUUCAAGACUGCUUUGAGUGGCUGAAGUGUGAUGACCCUUGCGGGCCUGUCCUGGCCAUACUUAGGAUAACUGCCAUCCUGGAGCAUUCUCUCGGCAACGUUCUGUUUGAAAAAGGCAUUCAGGUGCCAUUUCUUCUAAAAGACAUCCUGACUGCACCACAGCUACAUGAAACCUUUGGACCCGAACUUAUGACCCUCUUGAAAGUCAUUGUGGGUCCUCCGCAGUCUCUCAACCUGCGCAAUGUCAUGUGGCACGGGUUUGUCAGGCCAGAGGAAGUUGACAGCAGAUAUGCCUAUCUCUUGAUCUGCAUUGUCCUGAGCCUCGGAGAACAGAUGAUGCUUCGCCAUGGUGUUGAUGGACAGAACAUGCAACGCCGCAAAUGCUUUUCGCUGGAGAGGUAUGCGACAGUGCUGGAUGACUUUCAAGGUGUCCAUUUCAGUCAAGAACAAUUCCUGUCAGUACUUGAGUCCAGUUCUCUGGUUCUUCCGGGAAGAAUGGCAUACUGGCGUACGUGCAUGGAUCUUCUAAGCAAGGGUUUGUACGCUGAAUGUUUAACGUUGGCAUUGCCCCAGUUAGAAUGCGUGCUGAGGGUUCUCUACACAAAAGUAAAUGAGUGCUCCCAUCGCCUACUAACAGCAGAGAUGUCAACAUUGUACACAACAAUGGAUGAGGUUCUUGCAAAGGAAAUGGAGUCUGGCUCGACGAAUGCUCUCAGGAUCGCCCUUGGAGACCCUCACUUUGAGAUGCUUCUCGACGUAUUUUCGUACCUUGAAGGACCGAGGUUGAGGGAUAAGAUCUCCCACGGGGAAGUUAACCUGAGAACAGUCAGCGAAGGCCUUGUUCAUCACGUCUUGCACCUGACGGCACUUACAUGCAGUAUUGAGCGACUUGUGGGUACAAAUAGUCAGAGUGACUACACUGAUGUAUUAAGGAACUUGUCAAAAAGCUAUCGGGCCCACUUUCACCCUACUCAGCUUCUGUGGAGAAAGGUACAGGAGGCCAUUGACAAGUUGUAUUGCCUUGGGACAAACCAACGACCUAGCGAAGGCUUAACCACGAAACGGAAUGCUGGUGACAUAAAUGCCUGUAUGCGUCUUCUGGGCAUGAAAUGGGACGUAGCAUUGCCAAGAAGAUGGAAUUCAAGUCUUCUUGCAGAUCUGGACCUCCUGAGAAUGUCUGUGGUGAACACUGCCCCUGAAACCGUGUUCAGGCCCAGAAAAGAACUCAUGAUUGUGACGCUGUUGAGGCAGAUAUGUGACGAAACCUGCGUCACCUUGGACCAGCUGAAUGACACGCUGGCAUCAAAGAUCAAGAACUGGAAUACGCAUGGGUUGCGGUCACGCCAGCGGGAAAACUUCAGGAGGCUCCUGGAAAGGCACGGCAAGGAUAGCGCUGUCACCACCAAAAUCAUUAUCAACCAUUUAUUAUCAUCACUGAGUCGUAAAUAACCAUUUAUCAGUUAUCACUGUGUUGCAUCAGCCAGCUCAAUAUUGUACCCAUAAAUUUCCCAAUUUCAUCGUACCCAUCGCUUCCUCCACCAACCUUGACUACGUUUCCUGUUUUCUAGCACCCAUUGUGUUACUCUGAUUGGUCAUCAGUGAUCAGUCAUUUAUUUCCGCACACAUUACCUGACCUGCUCAAUAGGUAGUGUGUAGACUACAGUGAAACCUCGGUGAUACGAUCACGGCUCUUACGAAUUU
Rhipicephalus sanguineus (brown dog tick) is the source of this 2164-nucleotide messenger RNA. Its product is annotated as endoplasmic reticulum membrane-associated RNA degradation protein. Lineage: Eukaryota; Metazoa; Arthropoda; Arachnida; Ixodida; Ixodidae. The coding region runs from base 164 to 1912 and encodes 582 amino acids. The transcript is spliced from 14 exons. The record is from RefSeq and is a predicted model, not a curated record.